Molecule: messenger RNA, 2556 nt
Organism: Mangifera indica (mango)
Lineage: Eukaryota; Viridiplantae; Streptophyta; Magnoliopsida; Sapindales; Anacardiaceae
Product: protein root UVB sensitive 1, chloroplastic
Exons: 6
Coding region: 554-2149 (531 amino acids)
Biological process (GO): response to UV-B; developmental process
Cellular component (GO): chloroplast envelope
Source: RefSeq, a predicted model, not a curated record
CCAAUUUGAACUGAUUUGAAUUUAUCUAUAAACUCUGGUUUCUUGCCUGUGAUGAGGCCAAUCCAAACACUCAUGGUCUUGUCUAUGGUUGUGGGAGACCAAAUUUGGGCUUUCUUGUGUGCAAGAGGCUGUAUCUGGGACAGUACAGCAUCGAUGGUUAAUCGAAGAAAAGAAAAAGUUACUGAAAAUGAAACAAAAAGCUUUUAAAGAAGAAAAAACUUUUCGGCUUACAAAAAUUCCUGGGAGGGUAAAGACACCCUUCUCAAAAAAUGAAAUACCAAAAAACCCCUAAGUUAGGAUUCAUUUAUCCCAAACCUCAGGGCGGCAUGUAGAAUUGUAAUAAUAUGUGGGUAUUCAAAAGAAUAUCCCCUAGUUUUUCAAUUGGUCGUUUCCACUUGUGGCUGGUUCAACAAACUUAAUUAUACCUUAUUAGUUGCGCAGUCGAGUGAUGUUCAGCACUGAGUCAAAAGAAAAGGCACUGGAGCCGUUCGGCUGUGGUUUUUGACGUGUUUUCUUGUGGAGAGUAGAGAGCAUGGUGGUGACAUAGAAGAAAAUGGGUUGCGCUAGCAGGCCCUUGUUCCUUUCUGGAACUUUGGUUUCCACCCCAAUAGUAUCACUCACUAACAGAACCUCACCAACCAUACCUCUCCUGCUUCCUUCACACCCUAAACAUCGUACCAUCAACUCCUUACCGUUUAACAAGUUUCAUUUUCAUCCCCGCUUAACCAAUGACGGCAUCGAUUACGGCGGUUGGAACAACAACAAUAACAAUAACAACAAUAACAGUAAUAAUAAUAGUAAUUCUUGGUGGUGGUGGCACGAUGGAGAUGAUUCUUCGGAAUCUUUUUAUCAAUUUCUCUUCUUCAUAUCUUCCCUUUUGUGCUGUUUCUGUCACUUCCAAUUGGCUACUGCACUAGCAAGAACUCAAGAUGAAGACAACGACGCUGUUUGGGAAGUCAAGGGAAGCAAGUGGACAAGAGUCAUCCCUGAUUUUUCAAAAGAUGCAUUCGUUGUUACAAAUGAAACUGCAAGUGAAGCUUCAUUAUCACCUAUGUUAUCUGUUGGAGAUUUAUGGUGUCGGUGCAGGGACCUCAUGAUGCAGCUGAUGCUCCCCGAAGGUUUUCCUAAUAGUGUUACCAGCGAUUACUUGGACUACUCUCUUUGGCGAGGCGUACAAGGCGUUGCCAGCCAAAUUAGUGGUGUUCUCGCCACUCAGGCGUUGCUUUAUGCUGUUGGAUUGGGGAAAGGGGCUAUUCCAACGGCAGCUGCAAUCAAUUGGGUGCUCAAAGAUGGAAUUGGGUAUCUUAGCAAAAUCAUGUUAUCAAAAUUUGGAAGGCAUUUCGAUGUUCAUCCCAAAGGGUGGAGAUUGUUUGCUGAUCUUUUGGAAAAUGCUGCUUUUGGAUUGGAGAUGCUAACUCCUGCUUUUCCACACUAUUUUGUUAUCAUUGGUGCGGCUGCUGGAGCUGGUCGCUCUGCAGCUGCACUCAUUCAGGCUGCAACAAGGAGUUGUUUCUAUGCUGGUUUUGCAGCGCAAAGAAAUUUUGCUGAGGUAAUUGCUAAGGGCGAAGCACAAGGAAUGGUGAGCAAAUCUAUUGGUAUUAUCCUAGGUAUCACACUGGCUAACCACAUAGGCUCCUCUACGCCUCUUGCUCUCACUUCCUUUGGUGUUGUCACAUGGAUUCACAUGUUCUGUAAUCUAAAGUCAUAUCAGUCUAUUGAACUAAGGACUUUAAAUCCCUAUCGUGCAAGUUUGGUGUUCAGUGAAUAUCUCCUUAGUGGCCAAGCUCCUCCAGUCAAAGAAGUUAAUGAUGACGAACCACUUUUUCCAGCUUUACACUUCCUAAAUAUAAAGCCAGCAAAGAAAGUUGUGCUUAAAGAAAGCUCCUCACCUCUAGACAUGCUGAAGUCAUUGUUCCAAGUCAAUUAUCUGUACUGGUUGGAGAGAAAUGCUGGAAUUGUAGCAAGAGGUGCCUCCACUGACUGCAGACAAGGUGGAAGGCUACAAAUAUCUCUAGAGUAUGUGCAAAGGGAAUUCAACCAUGUCAAGAGUGACAGUGCAGCAGCAGGCUGGGUCACUGAUGGACUUAUAGCAAGGCCUUUACCUAAUAGGUUUCGUCCUGGUUGUCUUGGGUCUUUGACUUCAAGUUAAUAGUAUGAUUCAACAUAAAUUUAGUUUUCUUUUCUGCAAUGAAUUUCAUGGCUUCCUAUGAGCUGGCAAAAGGAAGAGAAAAUGCCUUGGAGAUGAUGGGGGAACGCAUUGAUAUUUUGACCAUGAUUUUGUUAAACUAGCCAUUCCUUUUAAAUGUUUUCAUAGGCAGAAGAAUUAAGUUUCAGAACUUUUGAGGUGCUUUCCAUUCUUUAUGAUGGUCUGACCUUUAUCAAAGAUUAAAGUAGUCACUUGAUUGGGAAGUGAGUUGCAAAACUGUUUCUUGCAAGAGUCUUUUCGUUUUAGGAAAGAAAAUACAAAGGGUUGAACUUUGAUCACCGUAUUUGCUGUAUUUACCCAAUGAUUAUGAGCAUUGGUUUUGAGUAAAUUAUAUGUUUAUUUCCCGCUGA